CCACCUGUCAGUGUCCAUCAGUGCCAGCUCUCAGUGCUCAUCCAUGCCACCUGCCAGUGCCCAUUAGUGCCAUAUCACUGCCUUUCAGUGUCACCCAUCAGUGCCAGUCAGUGCACCUAUCAAUGCCAGUCAGUGCUACCUAUCAGUGCUGCCAAUCAGUGCCACCUAUCAGUGCCAGACCAUCCUGCCUAUCAGUGUGCAUCAGUGCUGCCUAUCAGUUCCCGUCAGUGCUGCCUAUCAGUGCCGCCUAACAGUGCCAGUCAGUGCCACCUAACAGUGCCAGUCAGU
This is a messenger RNA of Staurois parvus, 288 nucleotides long. The record is from the annotation of a GenBank genome assembly. Lineage: Eukaryota; Metazoa; Chordata; Amphibia; Anura; Ranidae.